AUGGCUUAUUCAGAGACGAAUGUCCAAACAUUCACUUCUGCUGACCGGAUACGGCAGCUAAACGAAAUUGACAAAGUGCGCGCACCCACGAAACUGGUCCAUUCUGCCGGCCUCGCCAUCCAAGCCCUGACCAACGCCAAGUCCGAAGCCGGCAACACGGUUGAAUCGCGCAAGGCGGCGUUCAAAGCCGCGGCGUCGCAGUACUUUGCUCUGCUGUCCUCCAUCGACGUCCGAUUGCGUCGCCAGGUGUACGCGCUCGAGGAAGCAGGGAUUGUUGCUCCGGAGUCUGGCCCCUCCCGGGCCGGUGAUGCUGCUGCCGCGGCUGCAGCUGGCGGAGGUGCAGCUGGCAUCAACCCGCUCGAGAUCAGUUGGCUCAAUAGCCGGAAAGACACCGUGGGCAAGGAUAAGGAAGCCGAGCUGUGGGCUGCUGCUCGGGAAUUCGUCGCAAACGUUCGUGCGCAGUCGGGCGAUGGUGCGGAGAAGCGAAGCAAUGGCGAAAGUGGGGACAAGGUCGAUGGUCAUAACGAGAAAAUGGAGGUUGACUGA
Messenger RNA from Rasamsonia emersonii CBS 393.64, 546 nucleotides. RefSeq lists its product as uncharacterized. The transcript is spliced from 2 exons. Gene Ontology annotation, cellular component: mediator complex. Bases 1 to 546 code for a protein of 181 amino acids. Gene Ontology annotation, molecular function: transcription coregulator activity. Gene Ontology annotation, biological process: regulation of transcription by RNA polymerase II. Lineage: Eukaryota; Fungi; Ascomycota; Eurotiomycetes; Eurotiales; Trichocomaceae. The record is from RefSeq and is a predicted model, not a curated record.